AUGUAUUAGGUUCUAGACAAUUUUGUUUAUAAGCUAAUAGGGAAGGCCCUUCUAAUAAAUCCCAGUACCUGUCCCAAUAUAUAAGGCUACGUCAUACAGUCAAGCAAAUAAGGCUGGCCAUCUGUGCGCUUUGACCGUUUUCCCCGUUUCUUUUAAGUAGCAUGCUGGACAACCCCAGCGCAUUCCGAAUCCACUGAGGCUAAAAAUUAUAGUUUUCAACAUAAGCAGACAUGGCCAGUAGUACCCCCCCUUAUGAGCUCGUCUACUAUACAGGCGUACCUGGUCGUGGCGAGCAUAUUCGGCUACUCUUUGCAGAAGCAAAUGUCAUCUACUCAGACACGGGCUCGCUCGGCAUGGCCGGCGCCCGCCAGGCUGUCGUGGAGCACCUCAAGGGUCAUCAGAACAACCCGCCGUACUAUGCCCCUCCUAUGCUAAAGCAUGGCGAUCUUUUAAUUUCGCAGACGAGUAACAUCCUCAUGUACCUCGGUCAGAAAUUCGGGCUUGCGGGGUCUGCAGCCAACAGCGACGAGUAUCGCGUCAACGCCCUAGCCCUCACCGCGCUGGACGGUCUCAGCAAUGAGGUACAUGACAACCACCACCCUCUUGUCUCUGAUCUCCCCUACGAGGAUCAGAAGGACGAGAGUAUCCGCCGCAACAAAGAGUGGCUUAAGCUCCGCUUCCCGAAACACUUGGCCUACUGGCAACUUGUGCUCGAGCAGAGCAAAGGCCAGUGGCUGAUGGGAGAUACCUUCACUUAUGCGGAUAUAGUGCUUUUUCAGUGCAUUGAUGGCGUAAAGUUUGCCUAUCCUAACGUUAUGGCUCAUGCUGAAAAAUCUGGCAAAUACACAGCCGUAUUUCAGCUUUGGGACUGUGUCAGGCUUCGGCCCAAUAUUGCGGCCUAUCUCGCUUCCGACAAGAGGCAGAAAUAUGACUGGGGCAUCUACAGGAAUUAUCCGGAGAGUGAUGUGGUGCCAACACAAGCCGCAUGAGGUCGGCACUUGGUUUUUGCUAACGGCUGUGGCGCAUUGCUCCACCGCCAGUAGCAUUUCACGGACUUGGGUUGUUGUUCAAGAUUAGCCUUUCUCGCUUUUAUUUAAAUACCACAUGUCUAACCCGAACUAGUCAGCACUAAAAUAGGUCCUAUGAAUUAAAUUAAACUAUUCAGUG
Molecule: messenger RNA, 1167 nt
Organism: [Torrubiella] hemipterigena
Lineage: Eukaryota; Fungi; Ascomycota; Sordariomycetes; Hypocreales; Clavicipitaceae
Source: the annotation of a GenBank genome assembly